GCACCGCCUCUUCAAGUCUUCCCGAUGGAUUCGUUGAGAAACGGUUAAGCUUUCCGUUCAAGCUAGGAUUUCCGGAUCGACGGCGAUGGAGUCCGAGAAGUCCAAAGCCGUGAUCGGCGUCGUGCGAGCGUCCAGGCCUCUCUUCCGGAGCCGGCACGACCGCCUCGCUUUCGCCGUCCACGCGUCCUUCCUCGCCUCCGGCUACUCCCUCGCCGCCACCGGACGCGCCGCCUACGCCGCCGACGCUCUCUCCUCCUCCGCCGGUGAGUAUGUCGGGAUCGAGCGCUGGAACGAGGCCGAUGACGAGUAUGCGUUCGUGUACGUGAGUCCCGAGGACUCGAAGAAAGUCUUGGUGAAGUGUCUCGCGAUGGACGACAAGCUGGCCGUGGAUGCUUUGAAAGACGGGGCUGCUGAGCCUGUUCAUCUCGAAAUUGAUAUCGAUGAGUUCAUUGUGGAGGAUGGAGCCGCGAGUUACUCUGGUCAGUUCAAAAAUCUGGAUAAGUUGGUGAAGAGUUUGGAUACGGAGAUAUUGUCGAAAUUGGAUGGCUCAUCGAGGCCUAGUUCGUCGACGAAUGCUGUCGGAAGAGAAAAUAGUGAAGGAUCGAGACAACGUAUCAAUGAGCCUGGUCUUGCACCUCGUGAACCUUGGAGUCCACAAGUUCAUCCUUCAGGAGUUGUAUGUCCUCCUGUUUAUCCUCUUGGUGGCAACGACCUUUUUCCUGGGCCUGGGGCCGGAAUGUACCCAACCAGGGGUGGUUAUGGUAGCAGUGGGAGUAUCCUUUUAGGACCCAAUGAUCCCAGUUGGUUUGGCGGAGAUGCUGGACACCCUGGUUUCCCCGGAGCCCAACCAGGUGUCCCUCCGGGUGCUCGUUUUGAUCCAUAUGGUCCACCUGGUGUGCCUGGUUUUGAGCCUAGUCGAUUUGUCAGAAACCCGAGGAGACCUGGUGGCGGGACACACCCAGACUUGGAGCACUUCCGGGACGGUUCGGAUUUCAUCUGAAUCUAACAGUUUGUAGAUUCUAGCCUUUUCUAUGAGAAGACAAUCCAAAUGGAAGAGAGAUGGCAAGAGUCAAAUGUUGCUGCUCAGAAACAUUCUCCUUUUCCCCCUUUCUUAGUCCUUAUAAUCUGGCUUUCUGUCUGCCUGAGUCGAAUGGUUCUGUAUAUUAUUAUGUCGAUAAGUUUUUCAUUGUGAUGGUAACGGUUUAAUUUGCGUUGCAACUUCGAAUGUGAAAACUUGGCUCUGGCGCAUCCUGCCGAUCUCUUAGCUGCGGCGGAUGAGUUUUUUCUUCAAUAGCCUUUAACAUGUGAAAUUUUUCACGGUAAACAAAUGUUGAUACUUAAAUUUAUAUUUAUAUAUACACACACAUUUGCAUGAUC
Molecule: messenger RNA, 1377 nt
Organism: Syzygium oleosum
Lineage: Eukaryota; Viridiplantae; Streptophyta; Magnoliopsida; Myrtales; Myrtaceae
Product: probable proteasome inhibitor
Exons: 9
Coding region: 86-1000 (304 amino acids)
Biological process (GO): proteasome-mediated ubiquitin-dependent protein catabolic process
Molecular function (GO): endopeptidase inhibitor activity; proteasome binding
Source: RefSeq, a predicted model, not a curated record